AUGGUCUGGGGUUGCAUGUCUGGUAGAGGUGUUGGUAAACUGCAUUUUGUUGAUGGAAUUGUUAACGCGCAGAAGUACAGAGAUAUUCUGGAAGAGAGUCUGUUACCAUCUGUUGAGAUGUGUCAAACGGCGGAAGGGCAUUUCAUAUUCCAACAUGGCGGUGCACCGUGUCAUACGGCAAAAACUAUUAAAACGUGGUUGCAGAAUCAUCAAAUACCAGUAUUAAAAUGGACAUCUUCCAGCCCAGAUUUAUCUCCUAUUGAGACCUUAUGGCACAAUAUGAAAAAACAGCUUCGGAAACAUCCAGCACGUUCAGUGCCUGAAUUAAAAGUCACAGUACUGAAUAUUUGGGAUAAUAUUCUACCAGAAGAAUGUGCUUUGUUAGUAAAUACAAUGUCUAGCAGAAUUAAAGCAGUUAUUAAGAACAAAGGCGAUAAACAAGCAAUGUUAGUGCGGCAAUUGGAAGAAGAAUUGCGAAUGAGAAUGCGAGGUCCCAGUAUCGAAAUGCAACAGCAAAUGGAAGCUUUAUAUCAAGAAAAUGAACAUCUGACAAGGGAAAUUGCUAUUUUGAGAGAUACCAUAAAGGAAUUGGAGCUUCGCAUAGAAACACAAAAGCAAACACUGCAGGCGCGGGACGAGAGCAUCAAGAAACUGUUGGAGAUGUUGCAAAAUAAAGGCAUGGAGGUGUUAGAUGUCUGCCUUUGUAGUGGUGAUGGUGCUAGUAGGACUAAUGCCGCGGGUGUUGGAUCUGUUCCAGGUAAAGAGGAGGAGCGACAGAUGUUCCAACAAAUGCAGGCUAUGGCGCAAAAGCAGGAAUUGCAAGCGGCAAAUGAGACAUUGCGCACCCUACAAAACCAACUGGAGCUGGUGCCCUCGCCCUCCAGCAGCACAGUCCGUGUGCUCCUGGAUACGAAAGACGCUAGAAUAGCGACUCUAGAACGCGAGGUUAGACUGCUGGAGAGCGAGGUGGAACGGCUGGGCGGGGGCACCCAUCCUCCCCCGCCUGCUCCCGCGGACUCGCCGAUGGUGCUGCCGUUUAAACGACAACUGGACGAGUUCCGUGUGGAGAUCCAACGGCGAGACCAGGAGAUCCUAGCCAUGGGGGCCAAGAUGAAGACCUUAGAGGAGCAGCACCAGGACUACCAGAGGCACAUCGCCGUACUCAAAGAAUCUCUCUGUGCGAAGGAGGAACACUACAACAUGCUUCAGACCGACGUGGAGGAGCUACGGCAACGCCUGGAGGAAAAGAAUCGCCAGAUAGAAAAGAAGACUCAACAGCACCAGCAGGAAAGGGCGAGAGCAGCUGCUGAAAUUGCAGAACUAAGAGAGCAUAUGGAUAUUAAGGACAGAAAGAUCAACGUGCUUCAAAGAAAGGUCGAAAAUUUGGAGGAUCUUCUGAAAGAGAAAGAUAAUCAAGUGGACAUGGCACGGGCGAGACUUUCAGCUAUGCAAGCACACCACUGCUCUUCCGAAGGUGCCCUGUCGUCUCUAGAGGAGGCUAUUGGAGAUAAAGAAAAACAAAUGAAUCAGUUACGUGAGCAGAGAGAUCGGGCCGAACAGGAAAAGCAGGAAGAAAGAGAACUGCACGAAAGAGAAAUAGCUGAGUACAAAAUGAAGAUCCAUGCACUGAACAGCGAAGUAGAAAAACUGACGGCUAGAUUAGAAAGAGCACAAAAUGACAGAGAUCGUUUAGAAACAAAAUUAGAAAGCUCCCAGUCAGAAUUAGGAAAAUCCAAGGCGGAACUGGAUAAGGCUGCCGUCGAAGUUGGUCGCAGCGGUGCUGACUGGGAAGCUGCACGACAGCGGUUAGCGCGAUUAGAAUUAGAAAACGAACGCUUACGAGGAGAACUCGAGCGUACUCAAACCAGUACCUUCGGCAGAACGUCCUACAGCAGUUCUCACGAACUUGACAGAGCUCAAGAGCGUGUGGACAAAACUUCGUCAGAUUUGAGGAGGUGCCAAGCUGAGUUAAGAGUUACUCAAGCUGAUAGCGAAAGAGCUCGCGCAGAAGCUACAGCUUUACAAGAAAAACUUGAAAAAUCGCAGGGGGAAGUAUAUCGCCUCAAGGCCCGAUUAGAAAAUUCUCAUCAAGAACAAGACAGCCUUCGGGAAGAACUAGAGAGAGCCCAGUCCACUACAGCGAAGUUACACGCAGACAAGGAUCGAGCAUAUGCAGAAUUGGAGAAGGCGAGAGAAGAGCUGGAGCGUACUUCGGCGACCUUGGGAAAGGCUCAACUGCAACAAGACAAACUUCAGAACGCUCUAGACAAAGCACAGACGGAGGUCGACAAGCUACAAGAAAAACUAGACAAGUCACUUGGAGAGACCAGACGGAUACAACUGGAGAAAGAAAAAGUAGGAUACGAUUUAGAGAAUAUCCAGUCGCAAUUGGACAAGGUUCUAGGCCAAUCUGCUCGUCUACAGAAAGAAAAGGAAUCUGCUCAAGUAGAAGCAGAUCGACUUAGAGAUAAAUUAGAAAAAACUCAAAAUACGAUGUCCAGACUACAAAAAGAAAGAGAUAGUUUCCAAGAUGAAUGUGAAAAGUUGAAAGAAAGAGUAGAAAUGCAAUUAAGUCAAAUUGCUAAAGUUCAAAGAGAACGCGCUGACAUAGAAACAGAGAUAGAUGUGCUUAAAGACAGAUGGGAGAAGGCACAUUCUCUGCAACAAAAAUUACAAAUAGAAAGAGACGAUGCUCUUACAGAGGUUGACAUUCUAAAGGAUAAAUUAGAAAAGGCUAUUUAUUCAUCACAAAAAGCUAUAGAAGACAGAGAAAGUAUGCACAAAGAGUUUGAGAAAAUAUUAGAAAAAUACGACAGGUCACAGAGCGACGUAUACAGAUUACAAAACAAAUUGGACACACUCCAAGCUGAUAAGGAACGGCUUGAAUUAGAAGUGGAAAAGCAACAGCUCCUUUCUACAAAAACACGCGAGGAUCAACGAAAACUGCAAGACGAGCUUCAACGAAUUCAAGAAAUGUAUGACAGGACAUCUAUGCAACUAGCUAGAUCUAAAGAAAUUGAAGAAAAGUCUAAAGAAGAAUUAGAACGCAUGGCCAUUGACACAGAAAUGAUUAGAGAACGAUAUGAGAAAGCACAAAUAGAAAUAAGAAGAUUACAAAGCGAAAAAGAAAAACAUCAUUCUGACAACGAAAGAUUGCAGUACGAAGUGGAGAGAACACACGGACAACUUGCAAAAGUGCAAGCUAGUUACGAAAAAAGUCAAGAAGAAGCAGCUAGACUUCAAGUUGAAUUCGAAAAGGCUCGUGAUAAGCAUGAUAAGCUUCAGAAUGAAUUCCGUAAAAUUGUCGCUGAAUACGACGCAUUACGUGAAGCUACUGGCCCUUCGCGUGAUAGAUAUUCGAAAUAUGAUCGAGAAGAAAGAACAAAAGAGGAUAAUGAUAGAUUGCGGGCAGAAAUAGAUAGGCUGAGAGAAAGAUUAGACAAAACUCUAGGAGAUUUGGAUCGAUCUAGAAAAGAUCUUGCCCUUGUAGAAAAUACCAGAGGUAAAUUUACCUACGAGCAAGAAAUGGAAAAGAAUACAGAAAUCGAGAGAUUAAAGGAUGAACUACAGAAAUCACAUAAUACUAACCAACAACUUGAAACUAAACUUCACGAAGUUUCAAUGCAGUUAGAACUGGCUCGUGGAGAAGUAGUUAAACUAUCAAGUGCACAGGAUAAACAACGACAUGAGAUGGAGCGUGCUGUUAUAGAUUGCGAAAAAUUAAGAGACCGUUAUGAGAAACUCAAAUUGCAAACGGAGAAAUUAGAAAAGGAUAAUGAGAAACUAAGAAUGGAAGUUGCACAAGCUGAAAGAAGGCAAACUCUAGCAGCAGAUAAGGUUAGAAAUGACGAACGUUUGGAGAUUGAAAGAUUAAAAGAAAAAUUAGAAAAAGCCAUACAGGCUAGAGAUGCCACUGAACUGGAAGCUGGAAGAUUGGCCCAGGAGUUGGAAAAAUCUCAGCAACAUUUAGCAAAUGCACUUCAAACGAACGAGGCAACAAAAAUAGAAUUCGAACGAAUGGCUAAUGAAUUAGCCCGGAUGCAUGAAAGAAUAGAAAGAGAUAAAUUGGACUGGAAAACUAUGGAACAAGAAAGAGACGUUCUACGUGCUGAACUUCAACAGAUUAGAACUGGACUUGAUUCUCAAAGACGAACGCUUGAUCACAGAACUCAAGAAACAAUUGUCAAACUUCAACAAGAACUAGCGCAAGUUUCAAGGGAAAGGGAAAAAAUGGCUGCAAUGUUAGAUAAGCAAGGAAGGCAAGGUGAAUCAAUAGAAAAACAAAUUAUUAAAUACGAAGCUGAUAUAAAACAACUAACCAUGGAAAGGGAUCAACUUGUUAAUCAGUUAGAAAAAUCACAGGAUAUGCUAAUGAACUUCCAACAAGAAUUGAAUCAAAGCGAGGCUGAAUUGGAAAAACAAAAGGCAGAAGUGGCCAGAUUAAAGGCGGAACAAAAGAAAAUGUCUCAAGAUAUGGAAAGAGGCACCAAAGAAGUUCUUGAGAACCGAGACAGGGAGAUAGCACAACUUAAACAACAGUUACAAGCUAUUCAGAAAGAAAGGGAUACCCAUCGCCAGAGAGCAGAUAAAGCUGAAAAACUUUUACAGGAGUCAGGAGCUCGUGGAGACUCUGAACUUGAACAGUGGAGAAAAGUUGUUCAGCAAGAAACCGACCGAGCCGAUCAAGCAACGAAAACUGCUCAAGAUCUGCAGAAACGUAUACAAGUUAUGGAAAAACAAUUGCAACAACAACUACAGCAAAUGGCACAGUACCAGAAGGAGAAAGGAAUUCAACCAGCUCUCGAUGAGAAGGAAAAUGCGAGGAUAAGAAAAGAUCUAGAGAAAUGUCAGACUGAGCUUAAAAACAGUACAACAGAAAAGGAGCGACUGCAAGCGCAGCUUGAAAUGUUAGUACAGGAACUAGAAAGAAAUCAGCUGGAACUUCAUGAAACGCAAAAGAAGUCGGCUGCUGGUCCAGUUCAGAGACCUGGUGAAGAUAUAUCUGCACAAAAGAGGCAACUUGAUGAAGAAAGGCGACGAUUUGAAGAAACUAAGAAACAAGCUGAUGAACAGAGAAAAGCUGUAGAUAGCAGACAAAGGCAAAUAGAGGAAAAAGAGAGGGCGUUAGCUGAGCUAGAUAAACAUUUACAAAAACAAAAGCAACAAAUGGACCAAUUACAAGCUUCACUACAAAAGGCUGGAGGUAGUGCAGCUGCUGCUGGAGAAUUAAAUAAGAAGUUGGCUGAAGCUGAGAAGAAACUGGAACAAGCGGAGGAGGAAACAAAGCGAUCAGCUGCAGAAAUGGAAAGGCUACUGCAACUAGUUCAGAUGAGCCAAGAGGAGCAGAACACGAAGGAAAGGCAAAUAGUUGAACUACAACAAGCACUGAAAAAUGCACAGGCUAAACUGAAAAGUCAACAGCAACAAGCACAAAAAGAAGAGGAAACAAGAGAUGGUGAUCUCAUUAUUUACAACUUGCGAAAAGAAAAUACUGACGAAUCACUAAAAAAUGAGCUCAAAUGCAAAGAAGAUUACAUAGUUGAGCUCGAACAGACUUUAGACUCUUAUGAAGUAAUUAUAAAUGAAAAUAAAAACGAUAAAAAUGUCCUUGAGGCUACGAUACGAAACAAAAAUGAUAUUAUUUCCGAUUUAGAAAACAAUUUUACAAAUUUGGAAAAUAUGAAACACUUAAAACAGGAUAUUGAUAAGAAAGAAAUGAAAAUACAUGAAUUGAAAGAAAAAGUGAAAAAACUUGAAAGUGAAGAAGUUAAUAUGGAAAAAUUAGAAGAAUUAGUGGAACUUUCAGAAGAAAAAGAUAAUCGAAUUAGUGAAUUAGAAGAUGCUCUUAGGGAAACUAUAAAACUUUCCACGGAAAGAGAAAUUGUUUUGCAUCAGGAAGAAAGCAAGCGAAAACAAAUUAUGGAAAAAGUUACUAAACUGGAACAAAGGUUAUUAUCACUCCAGUCAGCACAAGCUAUGCGUUGUCAUUCUUGCAGACCAUAUGUUAACAGGAUGACAUCGUUAGAAAUGAAGCUGAGUAAACUGAUUGCUGAAAGAAGACAAAACUUACAGGAGCUUACCCAUAUGAAACGAGAAGCACUGGAAGCAGCUAUUAGCGAAAAGGAUGCUCAUCUAGCUUUACUGGAAAUGACUGGAAUAAGAAGUGCUCGUCAGGCUGAAGAAGUUGACCGUCUUCGAACAGAUAAACGACGAUUGGUUGAAAAACUUAAGAAAGAGGUAAAUAUAGUUUCUAUUCAUUUGUUUUACAGUAAAAGGGGAAAAAUAGUACUCCGACUCCUAGUUCAAUAG
Anoplophora glabripennis (Asian longhorned beetle) is the source of this 6309-nucleotide messenger RNA. It is a transcript of the gene brp, whose product is annotated as myosin-3. Lineage: Eukaryota; Metazoa; Arthropoda; Insecta; Coleoptera; Cerambycidae. The transcript is spliced from 16 exons. The record is from RefSeq and is a predicted model, not a curated record. Bases 1 to 6309 code for a protein of 2102 amino acids. Gene Ontology annotation, biological process: maintenance of presynaptic active zone structure; neuromuscular synaptic transmission; regulation of synaptic plasticity. Gene Ontology annotation, cellular component: cytoskeleton of presynaptic active zone. Gene Ontology annotation, molecular function: structural constituent of presynaptic active zone; nucleic acid binding.